AAUCAGGAAUUAUUUGACGAUCAAAUUAUCAAACAUUAAUAAUAUUUUUCGAUCGUUCUAAAUCGAUUAUGUACUACAAUAAAUAGAUAGAGACACGCGAAGGUCAAAGGACCUGUACAGCUAAUUCCUGCGGAAAACAAUCGAUCUUUUGACCAUUAAUUGCCAUCCAUGAUGGAGUUGCAACAUUGAUGAGGUUGAAUAGUAACAAUUUUAAGCUCCGAGUCAGACUCAUCAAUGUUGCAAAUUCUCCAUUUGAUAUUGUCUGCAUUGUCGUGUAAUUUACUUCAUAAUAAUUAUCGACGCAUUAAACAUUCGUAGGUAACAUGAAAGUGUCAGCUGCCAAUUGUCCCAGAGACAUUAGAAACAUAGUCGAAUCCUAUCUAUUGUAUAGUGUAUUAGUAUAGUGUGUUAUUGUCUCGAUAUGUGUAUGUAUUUGUAUGAAUGCAUAAGAUAAAAGUAAUUGAAUCUUGUAAAAUAAUUUGUUAAUUGAGAAAAAUUUAUAAUAUUUGAAAAUAUUAUAAUAACAUAUACAUAUCAAAAUUUAAAGUUUUAAAAAAUUAGAAUUGUUUUGAGAAAACAAUUUGAAGAAAAGGAUUUCGUCUAUGUAUUAAUUCAAGCUACAUAAUGAAACAAAAAAUAUAAUUAAGAAAAAGAGUUUUUAAAAACGUUUGUUUCGUAAAUAGUAAAAUUCGUCAGUAACAAUUUUCAACGCGACACCGAUGUUAAUCUUCCAUCAUUCAAUCAUGCAAGAUACGAGAAAAGUCCAUUAUAACAACAGAUCUAAAGAUUAAGGUCGUGAUAUGAGCGUAAGGCUGAGCCAUUAUCGGUUGUGCCGUCAUCCAGGGAUUGGCCGAUCAGAGCCAAGCUUUUGCCUUGCUUGGCCACUUAAAAUACCAGUCAACUGUUCACCCCUAAUGAUUCAGGGGCGGAACAAUCGUUUGUUUCCCUAGUGCGCAUGUACGGAGAGGCGGAACCACCCCUGGUGGCGACGAAUUGCACAUCCUUUUGGUGAAAAGAUAUACGGUAAUAAAACACGUGAUAUGAAACGUCAACAGGCUCGACAGGAAGUUGAGGUCGUGACGCGAAAGAAGUUUGAUCACGAUAUUAUUGUUCUAGAUAUUAUUAUUCAAAGUGAAUGUGAAAAAAAAAAAAUUAAUUCAUGAAAUGUUAAGGAAGAGUGAAAUAUUAGAAAAAAGAAAUUAGUAGUUUUUUUAUUUCAUAACGAAUGAAAAUCAUCAAAAUCAAACAAUUAAGAAGAAACUGUGAAUUCAUGUGGAUGAAUAAAAAAAGUAUUUUCGAUGAAUAUAAGUACAUAAGUUGCAUGUUUUAAAAUUGAUUAAAAUUGGAGUGUUAGAUAGAAUGUUUUUAAAAUGUAUUGAAUAAUUUAGGCAUAAUUAUACUGAUACAUUGGUGAAGAGAAAAUGAUUUGACCAUAUUAAAGAGUGUUGCACAUAGUUUUUUUAGUGUUUAUGGAGUUUGAAACUAUUUCUUUUAAAGGAAUGAGUUCCCACGCGCAUGCAAGAACAAUCUGUAGCGGAAGCGCAGUAACAAGUGCGGUUUCUGCAUUACAUUUCUUAAAAAGUUAUAGUCUAUUCACGCCGACUUCAGACUUAUGCAGAUAUGAGCCAUAUAAUUCUAAAGACUACAACUUUGGAAAUAUCGACAUUUUAGAAACACACCAGACAAACACACCAGAUAUAACAAUUGGCCGGACAUCAUCGCCAUUAACACCCUCAUCUUUAUCAACAUUUUCACUUCCAGGAUCUCUACUUCAACCACCGUUCUUAUCUACAAUUCCACCUUUAAUGCAAUCUAUAAAUAUGCCUCCAACGUUUUCCAAUAAUAAUACAAGUAACAUGGUAAGUCGUCAUUUUUUGAGUGCGAAUAGCAUCACAAACAUUCAUAAACGACCUAGAAGUGAAAAGAAACCGAUACCUGAUGAUCAAAAAGACGAAAAAUAUUAUGAAAGACGUAAACGUAAUAACCAAGCUGCAAAGAAAUCUCGAGAUGCUCGGAAAAUUAGAGAAGAUAAUAUUGCAUUGCGAGCAACUAUAUUAGAGCAUGAAAAUGCAAUUUUAAGGGCGCAAGUGAUAACUCUUCGUGAAGAAGCGCAAUGUCUUCGACAUAUGUUGAUUAAACAACAAACAUCACCGCUACAAUCCAUUAAUCGGUCGAUUUCUUCGAUAACACCUGUUACAUUAUCACCUUCUCAUUCAACAGCAACUUUAGAUUGCCAAAUUUGAAGUAUACUAUUAAUAGAAAAAUGUCAUAGCUGACAUUUUUGGCAAUCAAAUAAAUAUUUUUUAAUAACUAUAUAGGAAAAUAUACUGAAUUUAUAAAGUGAUAUUAAAUUAUUUAGAUUGUUGUGUUAAGGUUUUUUAAAUUUUAUUAAAUUUACAUAUAGAUAAUAUAUGU
Molecule: messenger RNA, 2415 nt
Organism: Apis mellifera (honey bee)
Lineage: Eukaryota; Metazoa; Arthropoda; Insecta; Hymenoptera; Apidae
Product: nuclear factor interleukin-3-regulated protein
Exons: 6
Coding region: 1470-2243 (257 amino acids)
Biological process (GO): regulation of transcription by RNA polymerase II
Cellular component (GO): nucleus
Molecular function (GO): DNA-binding transcription factor activity, RNA polymerase II-specific; RNA polymerase II cis-regulatory region sequence-specific DNA binding
Source: RefSeq, a predicted model, not a curated record